AUGGCCAAAAAGGCCCGUCAGAGAAUCAGUUACGUUCUCGAGAACGCCAAAUCUUCUGCUGGCGGCCACCGUCUCGGCGUCAACGGUCUGGCCGUCGACGCUAGCAACGGCAUCCUCUACUCUGGCGGACGCGACGGCAUCCUAUGCGCAUGGGACCUCGACCUCGAUUCUCAUGGCGCUGGCGGCCGUGAUGCCCCGCGCAGGCCGACGACGAGGCUGCGCGCCCAGACCCAGGCGCACAUGCAUUGGAUCAACGACAUCGCCCUGGCACAGAACAAUACCGCCUUGGUUUCGGCUUCCUCAGAUCUCGCAGUCAAGCUAUGGCGGCCGUACUCCGAGGAGGACAGGACCCGCGCCCACACCAUCGGCGAGCACGCCGACUACGUCAAAUGCGUCGCCACGCCCCCGGCUGACAUUAACGCCAACUGGGUUGCUUCGGGCGGUCUCGAUCGCAAAAUCCGCCUCUGGGACCUCGACGGUGCCGGCAAGACGCUCGAGGUCGACAUCAAGGGCGAGGAGGUGACGGAAAAGGGCUCCGUCUAUGCCCUCGCCGUCGGCCGCAGCAUCCUGGCCAGUGGUGGGCCGGACAAGAUGGUGCGAUUAUACGAUCCCCGAACCGGCUCCAAGGUCUCCAAGCUGGUCGGCCACCUCGACAAUAUCCGGUCCAUUCUCAUCGAUGACGCCGGCGACAUCAUCCUGAGCGCCGGCGCCGAUAAGACUAUCAAGAUGUGGAGUGUCCGGGGCGGGCGUUGCAUGUAUACAUUCACCAUGCACGACGAGAGUAUCUGGUCUCUCUAUUCCGAUGACCCCCGGCUGGGCAUCUUUUACAGCAGCGACCGCUCCGGCCUGGUUGCUAAGACGGAUGUCCGGAGCAGUCUGGAGGACAUGGACGACGGUCUUAGUCUUGCUGUUGUACAGGAGAACUUUGGCGUCUCCAAGGUCGUAGCCGCCGCCGGCCACAUUUGGACGGCCACGAAUCGCUCAUCCAUUAACCGCUGGGGAGACAUAGACACAAGCGGCAACAUCAAGCUCCCUCAGGACCUUCGACACGAGCGAGCCUCUGCCACGGCGUCCAACGGGCUCGUACCGCCCUAUCGGCCAGAAACUGACGUCAUGGAUAAGAGGGAGAUCACCCCUGAGUCGGUUCUCCGUCUAUCCAGCACAGCUGUCUUCUCGUCACGAAGCAAUCGGGACCCAGACUCGGUCACGAUUAUCAGACCUAUUCAUCAGGUGCCCGAGGAAACCAUUGAGGGUCAAUUUGGCCUGCUGAAACACAAGAUGCUCAACGAUAGGAGAAGGGUUUUGACUCUUGACACGGCAGGUGACGUGUUGCUUUGGGAUCUGAUUGCGUGCAAACCCAUACAGAGCUUUGGCAAGCAGCAUCUCGAAGACGUUGACAAGGCCGUCAACACCCGGGAGGCCGUAGCUCCCUGGUGCUCGGUCGAUUUGAGCUCGGGCAACCUCACAGUGGUGCUGGAGCCUUUUAAUUGCUUCGAUGCCGAAGUAUACGCGGAUGAGCUGAAGUGGGAGGAGCCACUAGAAUUCAAGGAGGACCAGAGAAUCAUUCUCGGGCGAUGGAUUCUACGGUACCUGUUUGCGAACCUCAUCAGUGAGGAAAUCAAGCGUGAUGAGCUAUACCGCCAGAAACUGAACGACGAAGCGGAGAGAAGGCAUGCCGCCAGCCGACCCAGCGCCCCAAUAUCAAUCGACCUCCCCCAACCCAGUACGCCGAGCUGGCAGGUAUCAGCACAAGACGCGACGCCUCGGCCCAACGCUCCCCAGCUUCCUGUCCCCACCCCCGGCCUCGCUAUCGGGCUCGCAACUCCCGGGCUCCCGGGAAGCCUCCCCAGUGCUCGCCAGGAUGGCGUGUCCGGUUCCUGGGAUCGGGGUCUCCCUGGGGAAAGGGAAGAUUACUUCGCCGCCGAUAGAACGGCCAGAGCGCCUGCCACGCCCGCAACAGACACCUCGGAGACCAGGGUCUCACACGAAAACGGCGCCGAGAAAGGUAAGGAGAGGGACAGGGAUAAAGGGCCUGAUAAGGGGUCUGACAACGGCAAGUCUCCCGGCACCCCCUUUGGUAGGAAGUUCAGGAUGUCAUUUAGCUCCAAGAAGCUUCGGUCCUUGUCCCAAGCAACCCAGGAGAAGCCGGCGGUCGCAAAGGACGGCACCGAAGAGUCCGAGUCGUCUUCUACACACGAGAAGGAAGUCGACGACAGCUUCUUUGGCGUCCUACAGAAGAUACGCCAGGAAUACGACAAGCAGCUGGCCGAAUCACCGGAAAAGCCACUAGAGACUCAAAUCAGACCGAGUCUGCCCACCGAAACGCCUGUUCUGAAGCUUCCGGCAGGCACAAGAGUCAUUAUCCAGGAAGAGACGUCUGGCGGCAGUGCCAACAUCUACCAGGGCACGGUGGAGGACAUUGGCCGGGACGUGGACAUUAUCGAGCAAAAGGCGCCAAUGUGGCUUGGAGACGUGCUCCUUCGAAACUACAUCUCGCACAAAGAACCCAUCAAGGUUUCGUUCAUCCUACAUCCCAUGAGCAAUCUGCCACCAAUCUCACCCGCCGAUGGAACCAAUCGGCUCAACGCCAACAGGAUGUUGCGGGUCAAGAAGAUCCUCGCAUACGUGGCCGAGAGACUCGACGAGUUGCUGGAAGACCAGCCGGAUGGGCUGAAGCCCGAGGAUUAUCUUGAGCUUUACUGCAACGACCAGUUGUUGGGCCAUACCAUGAGCCUGGCCACCAUCCGAGCCCACAUUUGGAAAGGUGGCAGCGACGUCGUCAUGUACUAUAAAGCCACGGGUCGCAGGAACCUCAAACCCCGUGGGCAGCCGUCCCCGACUAUGCUGCUCGCGGAAGAAGGCGGAGCCGCCGCCCAACCAACCGCAACGGCGGCAGCGGUCUCCGAGGCCGGUACUGCUGCGCAGGCAUCCUGA
Hirsutella rhossiliensis is the source of this 2934-nucleotide messenger RNA. RefSeq names its product WD repeat protein. NCBI's taxonomy places the organism in Eukaryota, Fungi, Ascomycota, Sordariomycetes, Hypocreales, Ophiocordycipitaceae. Gene Ontology annotation, molecular function: ubiquitin binding. The record is from RefSeq and is a predicted model, not a curated record. The transcript has 7 exons. The coding region runs from base 1 to 2934 and encodes 977 amino acids. Gene Ontology annotation, biological process: double-strand break repair via homologous recombination; protein deubiquitination.